Lactuca sativa (garden lettuce) is the source of this 2492-nucleotide messenger RNA. Its product is annotated as sterol 3-beta-glucosyltransferase UGT80A2. The record is from RefSeq and is a predicted model, not a curated record. Gene Ontology annotation, molecular function: hexosyltransferase activity; UDP-glycosyltransferase activity. NCBI's taxonomy places the organism in Eukaryota, Viridiplantae, Streptophyta, Magnoliopsida, Asterales, Asteraceae. Gene Ontology annotation, biological process: carbohydrate metabolic process.
AAUUUUACCAAAAAGCCCCUUCGGCAAUCAGCACUCCAAGUUGACCGCAACUGAUCGUCCUUCUACGGUUAUCAAUCCCCUUCUCUCUCUACGCUAACCGAGUUCCGACCAUCGGACCAUCCUCACUACCGCCCCGUCGAUAGACCGGAGCUAAUCCUGCCUCCCUAGAAAUCCAUUGGAACUUGAGUAUUUUCAGGUGUAUUUCGUAGAUCCGGAUCGGAAGCAACGGAAGAAGCACGUGUUUUCGCUUCGGAGAAGUUGUGGCUCCAUAGAUGAUGGAGCAAUCUCAAGAACCGGCUCCUAAGCAAGAUCAGGCUAGCUCUUCUUUGUCGAGUUCGGUAGAAGAGUCUGUUAAGAUUGGGAAGGAAGUUGCCAGUAACGGUGGAGCUGAAGUAGAUUUUAGUAGAGACGAUGAUGUAGCUUUUGCUAGUGGUGGUGUGGUUUCUAAUGGCGACGCCAGUUAUUCAGGGUCUGAUGGCAGGAGUGUACAUAAAUUGCGUAAACUGCAAUCAGAACUCACAAAUUUUAUACUUGGAAGUUCUGAGAAGUUUGAGUCAUCUUCCAGUCAGUUUACUCUGGAAAAAUCAAAAACUGAAAGGCCUAGACGUAGUAAAAUGCUUGUUGAUGAAAAGCUAUCUGUAAACCAGAAGCUCCAAUUGCUGAACAAAAUUGCUACUGUAAAAGAUGGCACAGUUGAAUUUGAGAUACCUGGAGAUGUUGAACUGAGUGCUUUAGAGACUGAAAGUGAUAAAUGUUACAAUGCAUUCAAUGAAGAUCUCCCUGACUCAUCAGAACCUCGGUAUCUUAGACCUUUGCAAAUAGUAAUACUUAUUGUUGGAACUCGUGGUGAUGUGCAACCAUUUAUUGCAAUCGGAAAGCGUUUGCAGGAAUAUGGGCAUCGUGUUAGACUAGCGACUCAUUCAAAUUUCAAAGAAUUUGUCUUGACAGCUGGAUUGGAGUUCUACCCACUAGGUGGAGAUCCAAAAGUUCUUGCUGAAUACAUGGUUAAGAACAAAGGAUUCUUACCUUCUGGUCCAUCGGAAAUUCCUGUUCAGAGGAGUCAAAUGAAAGACAUAAUUUUUUCAUUACUUGCUGCAUGCAAAGAGCCUGAUAUUGAUUCUGGAAUCCCUUUUAGAGCUGAUGCAAUGAUGGCUAAUCCCCCUGCAUAUGGACAUACACAUGUUGCAGAGGCACUGAAAAUACCUAUUCAUAUAUUUUUCACAAUGCCUUGGACGCCUACUAGUGAAUUUCCUCAUCCUCUAUCACGUGUCAAGCAACCAGCUGGAUAUAGAUUGUCAUAUCAGAUAGUAGACUCUUUAAUCUGGCUUGGAAUUCGAGACAUGAUAAAUGAUGUUAGGAAGAAAAAGUUGAAGCUGCGACCUGUCACGUAUUUAAGUGGUUCUCAAGGCUCUGAGACUGAUAUUCCACAUGGAUACAUAUGGAGUCCUCAUCUUGUUCCUAAACCAAAAGAUUGGGGACCUAAAAUUGAUGUGGUUGGAUUUUGUUUCCUUGAUCUCGCAUCAAACUACAAACCCCCUGAAGAACUUGUACGCUGGCUUGAAGCUGGCCCAAAGCCUAUCUACAUCGGGUUUGGUAGCCUUCCAGUUCAAGAGCCUGAGAAAAUGACACAGACAAUCGUUAAAGCCCUAGAAAUGACUGGACAAAGGGGCAUCAUCAACAAAGGAUGGGGUGGUCUUGGUAUCUUAACAGAGCCAAAGGAUUUUGUAUACUCGUUGGACAACAUCCCUCAUGACUGGCUUUUCUUACAAUGUGCAUCUGUGGUGCACCAUGGUGGUGCUGGAACUACAGCUGCUGGACUUAAAGCUGCGUGCCCAACUACAAUUGUACCUUUCUUUGGUGACCAACCGUUUUGGGGAGAGCGAGUUCAUAGCAGAGGCGUAGGGCCGCCACCCAUACCAGUCGAUCAGUUUAACCUCACCAAGUUGGUUGAUGCAAUUAAAUUCAUGCUAGAUCCCAAGGUGAAGGAGCGAGCAGUGGAACUUGCAAAGGCGAUGGAGAAUGAGGACGGUGUGGAAGGGGCGGUUAAAGCAUUUUUAAAACAUCUUCCGCAACAAAUACCGGCAGAUUGCAAGCCUUCUUCAACAAAGCCUCCAACCAAAACCAAACCCUCAAAGUCAAAAGUACCUCCUCCCAAACAUUCUGCUUCAUUCUCAAUAACCGGAUGUUUCGGUUGUUCCUAGUUCCCAAUUCUAUGCAUGCAUUCAUCUGAUAUUUCCAUUGUGGAUAGAAACGUGUCUUGGAGUUGUAUUGUUUGUUUGUUUGUUUGUUUCUUCAUUGAAAUUAUGUAUGCUUGUUUUUUUUUUUUUGGUAAUUUGUAUAGUGCAAUGCAAACCACAGUACCAAUGUCCACUGCUAUGUUGCCACAUGAGUCUGGUUGAUGGGGGCACCCAGGGACAUUUUUACAUUGUUAUUGUGUUAUUAGUAUUUGCAAAAUUUUCUUGUAUUUAAAUAAAAAAAAAAUAGUUGGCUGA